Ipomoea triloba (trilobed morning glory) is the source of this 597-nucleotide messenger RNA. RefSeq lists its product as uncharacterized. The transcript is spliced from 2 exons. The coding region runs from base 1 to 597 and encodes 198 amino acids. Lineage: Eukaryota; Viridiplantae; Streptophyta; Magnoliopsida; Solanales; Convolvulaceae. The record is from RefSeq and is a predicted model, not a curated record.
AUGGAUGAUAUACUUGUCAUGGGGAGUGAUCCUGAUCUUAUAACUAAUUUAUUAUCAAAGUUAUCUACUGCAUUUAAAAUUUGGGAUCUUGGUGAGCCUGAUUUCUUUCUUGGUAUUGAGACAAUUAUAAAUGAUGAUGAUAUGGUGUUAUCACAACAAAGAUACAUGACUGAUAUUCUGAAAAGGGCUGGCAUGGCAGAAUUUAAAGCUUUAUUUACUCAUAUUCCUAUUUCGAAAUCUAUCCCAUUCAGUACAGAUCUAUAUGAGGAUCUUACUCAAUAUAGAAGUAUGGCAGGAGCACUACAGUAUCUAACUAUCACGCGUUCAGAUUUAUCUUUUGCAAAGAAACAAAGAAAUGUUGCUAGGUCCUCCACUGAGGCUGAAUAUAAGGCUCUAGCAUAUGUCUGUGUUGAGGUAAUUUGGGUUCUGCCUUUACUAAAAGAGAUUAGUGUGCUUGGUAUCCCAGUUUCCAAACUCUGGUGUGAUAAUCUUGGUGCUACAUACAUGUGUGCAAAUCCCAUCUUUCAUGCAAGAACCAAGUACGUGGAAAUUGACUAUCAUUUUGUCAGAGAUAGAGUUGCCAAUGGGGAAAUUUAA